Messenger RNA from Lactuca virosa, 1700 nucleotides. The record is from the annotation of a GenBank genome assembly. NCBI's taxonomy places the organism in Eukaryota, Viridiplantae, Streptophyta, Magnoliopsida, Asterales, Asteraceae.
AUGCUCGGCGCUGCAACCCCCCUUUCAAAAACAUCCGGAAGAGGCAGUCGUUUUUUGGUCACAGCACCUCGCUGUUAUUGUCUCUUAACAAGAGUCCCCUUCUUUCAACUCCACUACGAGAUGUUAAACAGUAUUGUAGCACAGGAGCGCCAAAAUCGAAUCACACAGUUUGUAAGUGAAGUGGGCCCUGAUCGUUCCCUUCCAGCACCCCCACCGAAUGAAGACCAAGAGGAUGAAACUGAAACUACUGGUCAAGAAGAAGAUCCAACCCCUGAUCGCUCAUGGAUGGAUGCUGCAAUACCAGUCGACACCACCAUAACACUUUCUGCUAUAACUACAGGCAUUAUAGAUGAUACGCUAAAUUCGCCUUCAUGGUUUCAAACCGGGUCUCCUAGUGUUGCAAGAAAGGAGAUGACUUAUGUUGAUGAUUCCAAUAAUGAUGCCAUGGAAAAACGAUGGGAGUGUAUAGGAAAAAUGCAUGGUGAUCAUGAUAGUGUCAGAAAGGCAGAUGUUGAUGCGUGUGUUAUUCCCAUGAACCGGACACUUGAACGACAUGGAAGCGUUGGGCCCUUGUUCAGUUUGAUGAAAGGCGUCUUAUCAGAGGAUGAAGGCGGGGUACAUUUUUGUAGUGAUAGAGAUGCGACUAAUAAAACGAUCAUGGAAUGGGCUAAGGAAAACAAAAAUGACUUGCUACAGACUGUUUGCAACUAUCAUGCUUUGAGAGUUCCAUCAUAUGGAGGUAAAAUAUGUUUCAGGCCACUCGAGCAUCUACCGGCUAUUGAAUAUUAUAGAACUGCUUUUGCUUUUGGAGAUCAAACUGUCGAUAUGUCAGAGAUUCCCGAUAAGGUCAAGUUCAAGCUUGCUGCAAUCGAGGAAGCCGUGUCACUAUCAAACUGGACAACCAUAACACUUUGUAGAGCUCUUUCUCUUGAAAAUGUUCUAAUUUUGCUUUCAGCAGUACUGUUGGAGAAACAAGUGAUUAUCACAUCCCCAAAUCUGGGUGUCCUAUCAGCCACAGUGUUAUCUCUUAUUCCUAUGAUUCUUCCAUUUGAAUGGCAGAGCCUCUUCCUUCCUGUUCUUCCAGGGAAGAUGUUUGAUUUCCUUGAUGCCCCUGUUCCUUUUGUUGUGGGGAUACUGCAUAAACCAGGUGAUAACAAGAUGAAAUCAUCUAAUAACCUUGUUCGUGUUGAUUUGGAGACAAAUCAGGUGGAAAUGUCGUCCUUGCCAGCACUUCCUAGGCACAAAGAAUUGAUGACCAGACUAGCGCCACUUCAUGGUAGACUAUCAUGUGACAAAACUGCUGCUAAAAAGUAUCCGGUUUACAAGAGCAACAAAUGGCAGAUUGAAGCGGCAACACAUUUCUUAGCCGCUAUGAGGCAGCACUUGGAGUCACUAUGCUCAAACUUGAGCUCCCAUAUCGUCCCUAAUGUACAAUGCGAUACCGACCCGGCUAACCUACUUAUCAAGGAAAGCUAUAUUGAUUCCUUCGCCUAUAGGGACCAACGAUUUGUCAGGGAAUUUGUAGAUACACAAAUGUUCACGGUUCUAUCAGACAUUCGAUUAGCCAGACACGUCGGUUAACAUUCCAUUCCAUUCCAAUCCAACCGACAUUCCAUUCCAUUCCAAUCCUCUGUUUCUCAAAUAUCUAUUCUUGGGUUGGGUAGUGUUAGCCCAUCAUACUUUUCCCGAUACUUUUUUUU